Messenger RNA from Funneliformis mosseae, 285 nucleotides. Lineage: Eukaryota; Fungi; Glomeromycota; Glomeromycetes; Glomerales; Glomeraceae. The record is from the annotation of a GenBank genome assembly.
AUGAUUAAUGUACCUGCAACAUCACCAAUGCGAUUACAACAAAUACAAUCUGAAACAAAUUUAACUCAAUCAUCAAUAGAUGAUUAUGCAGAUAAACCAUUUUCAACACAUAGAAAAAAAGCAAUUUACAAACAAAUUGGUCGUGCAGUUGCUUCAGCAAAUUUACCUUUUUCAUUCGUUGAUGAUCCUGAAGUUAAAAAACUAUUUGCUUUAUUUAAUUCAUAUUUUAGGUUACCAUCUCGAAAAUUGCUUAGCACAAAUAUAAUUGAAGAUUUGAAUAAUGAU